Messenger RNA from Bradysia coprophila, 672 nucleotides. RefSeq lists its product as uncharacterized. The record is from RefSeq and is a predicted model, not a curated record. NCBI's taxonomy places the organism in Eukaryota, Metazoa, Arthropoda, Insecta, Diptera, Sciaridae.
AUAUUACACGGAAGCCUGGGAGACGUUUACUUAACAAAAACACUUCGGAAAAUGUUGCAUUUAUUGAUACUUACCCUAACAUCGAUUGGGCUGGUUACCGGUGACACAAACUGCCCUGGCUUUUCAAAUUAUCUGAACAACGUUACGUUACUGAAUGAACUCAACGGAGAAUAUUUGGUCGUAUUCACCACCUCCGCGUAUGUCCUAAAUUGCGAACGCAUUUCCUGGUCAUUAGACGAAAAUAACAAUCCUACCGCUUACCUCAAAGAUUCAACUGGAUGUUGCAGGCAAAUCACUAAAUUUGAUGAAUCUAAUCAGGAUUACUAUCAACAUUACAUUACUCCACUCUCCGUGUGUACCCGUCUUAAGUCCACGGAAAAUGUGGCCAAGAAAUUAGUCGCGAGUGUUGGAACCAGGACAGAGCUCUGCUUAGUCAUUUAUAUAUGUCACUCUUCUCGAUAUGGGCUGUUGAUUGUAUGCCGUCAGCCGCCUCAACCGUCACUUUUGUUCUCACUUCAUCAAACUCUAAAUAACUUGUUCAGUUUACUUGUACCGAUACCAGUUUUGCGAACUGUGAAUCAAAACAAUUGUGUUUUCCCUCACGAUUGUUAUUUUUAAAUAAAAGUAUCGCUCUGGCUGCCGUGCAAAGUUAAAACGCCUUGAGGUUUUUUU